Cryptomeria japonica (Japanese cedar) is the source of this 832-nucleotide messenger RNA. Its product is annotated as SKP1-like protein 1B. Lineage: Eukaryota; Viridiplantae; Streptophyta; Pinopsida; Cupressales; Cupressaceae. The record is from RefSeq and is a predicted model, not a curated record. The transcript is spliced from 2 exons. Gene Ontology annotation, cellular component: nucleus; cytoplasm. Gene Ontology annotation, biological process: SCF-dependent proteasomal ubiquitin-dependent protein catabolic process. The coding region runs from base 101 to 577 and encodes 158 amino acids. Gene Ontology annotation, molecular function: cullin family protein binding.
AUAUUAUUACAAAGUGAGUUAUAGAUUUUUCCUUUCUCUUUCUUGGAUUUUCGUUUGCUUUCCCUCAGCAGGAUUUCCGUUUUCAAUACCCAAAACAUCCAUGGCGAAGGAAUGUAAAGUGAAACUGAACAGCUCAGAUGAUGAAAUGUUCGAGGUUGAUGAGGCCGUGGCAUUUGAAUCUGAAACAAUCAAGAAUAUGAUUGAGGAUACAGGCGUGGAGAGCGUCGUGCCCUUGCCGAAUGUGAACAGUAAGAUCCUGGCGAAAGUUAUCGAAUAUUGUAAGUAUCAUGUGGAUGCUGCCAAAACCAGCGAAGAAACGACCGCCCUUUCGGAGUUGGAUGUAAAGAAGUGGGAUAAAGAGUUCGUGAAGGUGGAUCAAGCUACCCUUUUUGAUAUUAUACUGGCUGCCAACUAUCUGAAUAUAAAGAAACUUCUGGACUUAACGUGCCAAACUGUAGCUGACAUGAUCAAGGGCAAAACACCAGAAGAGAUCCGAAAGAUAUUUAACAUAAAAAAUGACUACACUCCUGAAGAGGAGGAAGAAGUCAGGCGUGAAAAUCAAUGGGCCUUUGACUAAAUCUGGAAGUUACUUUAUAUAUAGUUUUGUGGCAUGGGACUUGGGUUUCUUACCAUGCAUCUUUUAAGAACUUCGAGAUUUGAUUAGUGGAUUUUGCAUGGUCUCCUGGAUUUUAGUUGUAUUAAAUGUAGCAGUUCUGGGUGAGAAGUUGACAUUAUUUUGAGCAAAGAUAAUAUGGGGUGUUUUAUUUUGAUUAUGCUGUAAAGAUACAACUCAAAUGUUUCUGUUUUCAAAAUUUGAUACAAUUUGUAAUAA